Alosa sapidissima (American shad) is the source of this 700-nucleotide messenger RNA. RefSeq names its product small integral membrane protein 4. Bases 124 to 372 code for a protein of 82 amino acids. The record is from RefSeq and is a predicted model, not a curated record. The transcript is spliced from 2 exons. NCBI's taxonomy places the organism in Eukaryota, Metazoa, Chordata, Actinopteri, Clupeiformes, Clupeidae.
AUUUUCUGUUAUGUCAGGCAGGAAGCACAGUCGUAGAGGGCAUGGCAUGAGUGAACAGCAGCAUGACAACAAGUUAUGACAGUAAUAUUUUGACAAUUUUCCUUCUAAAUUAAAUACGUAGACAUGUUUCGUAGGAGUCGAAACUUGAAAUAUGUUCUCAGUCUUGUGCCGGGCAAACGACGAUUAGGAACAUAUAGAUUCCUACCCAUCUUUUUCUGCAUUGGAGGAAUAAUGGAGUGGAUCAUGAUAAACGUGAGAAUUGGAAAAGAAACGUUUUAUGAUGUCUACAGAAGAAAGCAAUCAGAAAGGGCUUAUCAAGGGAAGAAUGACGAGGGAGUUACAGCAGACCCUGCAUCGGUUGAAAAGCACUGAGGCCAUUGUUGCAUCCAUGACAUGCUUUGCACAGACUCUGGAUUGACUAGAGGACUUGCCUUUGAUAUCGGGUCUCUGUACCAUGACACAUUCAUUUGUUCGUUGCUGUGGAUUAUAUUUAUUUUGAAUGAACUUUAAGUCAUGGUCUCGUGUCCUGUUUUGUACAAAGUUAGCAGCCAAAUGGAUUGAUUUGUGUUAACUGUUCACCUUAUUGUCUGCCAGUGGCUGUCUUCAGUGCAGUUUUAAUAUUUGAGCCUGAAUGAAGGAUGAUGGGGAACUUAACACUGGGAAUCAGCCAUUUUAAAGAAAUUAAAUGGUUGUGUCUGUC